GGGCGGGGAGCGGCUGCCGCGGCCUGGGCUGCCGGCGGCGGCGGAGGGCGAGGGGCUGCGCGCCCGCCAUGGACAGGUUCGCGUGGACCACCGGGUUGCUGGAGCUGGGGGAGACGCUGGUGGUCCAGCAGCGCGGCGUGCGCCUCUGCGACGGGGAGGAGAAGGUGAAAUUUGAUAGUGGAGUAUUACUGCUUAGCACACACAGACUAAUCUGGAGGGAUCAGAAGAAUCAUGAAUGCUGCAUUGCUGUACCUCUGUCUCAGGUCGUCUUUAUUGAAGAGCAAGCAGCUGGAAUAGGAAAAAGUGCCAAAAUAGUAGUUCACCUUCAUCCUGCUGCUUCAAACAAAGAGCCUGGUCCAUUCCAAAGCAGCAAAUAUUCCUACAUCAAACUUUCUUUCAAAGAACAUGGGCAGAUUGAGUUCUAUAGACGAUUAUCAGAAGAAAUCACACAAAGGAGAUGGGAGAACAUGCCUGCUAGUCAGACCAUUCAAGUUAACAAAGACCCACGGGCAGGAAGAAUAAGGGCUGUAGGAAUUGUAGGGAUCGAAAGGAAAUUAGAGGAAAAAAGAAAAGAGACUGACAAAAACAUUUCCGAGGCUUUUGAGGAUCUUAGCAAACUAAUGGAGAAGGCUAAGGAAAUGGUGGAGUUAUCCAAGUCAAUAGCUAAUAAGAUUAAAGAAAAACAAGGUGAUAUCACUGAGGAUGAGACUAUUAGGUUCAAGUCCUAUCUACUGAGUAUGGGGAUAGCUAAUCCUGUUACCAGGGAAACGUAUGGAUCUGGUACACAUUACCACAUGCAACUGGCAAAGCAACUAGCUGGGAUCCUGCAGACACCAUUAGAGGAACGAGGAGGAAUCAUGUCCCUUACAGAAGUGUACUGUCUGGUAAAUCGUGCACGAGGAUUGGAGUUGCUGUCACCAGAAGAUUUAGUAAAUGCUUGUAAGAUGCUGGAGUCACUGAAAUUACCACUAAGGCUUCGGAUAUUUGACAGUGGUGUGAUGGUAAUUGAACUCCAGUCUCAUAAUGAAGAGGAAAUGGUAGCUUCUGCUUUAGAGACAGUAUCUGAAAAGGGUUCCCUCACAGCUGAUGAGUUUGCUAAGCUGGUGGGGAUGUCUGUUCUCUUAGCCAAAGAAAGGCUGCUUCUUGCUGAAAAGAUGGGCCAUCUCUGCAGAGAUGAUUCAGUGGAAGGCUUGAGAUUCUACCCGAAUUUAUUUCUGACACAAAGCUAAAGUAGUUUGUGUACAAUUUGUGACGUAAGAGCUGACGAGAGAGCAGAGGGCAGAACCCUUCCAACAACUGACUUUACAAUUUUUGUUAGUCAACUGCAACGGUGAUGAACAUUGCAAUGCUUCACACUUCUCAGGUAUUUCAAGUGCUGAAUCCUCUACGUGGAGCUGAAAGGAAAUAGGAAUCACUAAGUCAGAAGUACGUUAAUUGUCUUACACCGGCUAGCUCACGUUUCAAGUUUUAUUUGACAUGCUCUGUAGUUUCUCCUUUCAAGAGAAGUCAAGUGAAGAUUCCACACAAGUGAAAGUGAAGAGAAUAUCCCUGUAGUCUGCCAUAAGUGUCGGCACCCAGAAGACAGGACACUGCAUACUCCAGUUUCAGUUUGUUUACAUCCAGAGCAGCAAAGCAGACAGACGUAUCCGUAGCGAUAAGGAGAGUGACUUUGGUGUCUACUGAGGUAUGAGGAAUAGUGUAGAAUAACCCCUUCUCCCUGAAGUGAUGAAAAGUUUUCUGAGAGGAUCUUGGGGUUCUUUGAGACUGAAAGAACCUGUUUCAGGAAAGAUUAGUAUACAUUAUGUGGAUCUAGAAAUCACAAUCUUUAGUUUGUCAUGUCUUAUGCUAGUAUCUCAGAUGGAAGCAUUGCUAGCUCAGGCUUCCUCCCUUCUCUUGCCUUGCCAUCUUACUUCCUGUCUCUUUAUGUUGCACUUUGGGUGCCCCUUCUCUGUCCUGUCUUUACAUAGCAGAGUAGUACCUUCUGUCACUUUACCAGACCCAUGCUUUAAUGUGCUUGAGUUUUAUCUUGUGCUUCUCCCAAAAGAUCAUUUGCUUGUUUCAUCAGCCCGUUAUCUGUUUGGGAGAGAUGGUUCAUUUGCUUAUAUCUUUUAUGUAAAAAUUAGUGUUCUUUCAAUAUUGAACGGAGGAAGAAGACUAUCACAGAGUAUUUAACAAAGUAUUGUUUGGUAUUCCUCACCCUGUGUUCACACUGAAUACAAUUUGAUAGUCUCAGUUUUCAUAACUCCAGUGGAGUUGUUACAUUACUUGAAGAUCUGUUGUCAUGGUAGUAAUGGUAAGUGGAUGUUUACAAUCCACAUCACACAGAUUUUCAGUGUUUUGAAGUAAACAGUUUUAAUAAAUUACAAAAUUCAUUCAAGGUAUGGGCAAGGACAACAUAUAGGUAACUGCAUUGUGGAUGUAAUGGCUAAAUCACCAUUCCAAAAAAGGAGAAAAAGACUUUGAAGAGCCUUGAAAUAUUUUCAGGACUAUUUCAGCGUUACCAUAGCCUGUCAAUAAGGAGUUCAGUGCACAGGUCCCUCCAGUGAUAAUGCUUUUGGUUCAUAGGAUGCUCAUUUAGAUCUAGGGAACUGCAUCCUCUUAUCCUUGUCAUAAGCCAACUUAUCUGCAGUACUUUCUGUAGAGCAGUUUUCCUCUGAUUCAUGAUGGUGCUAAAACACAGUCCCACAUUAUUCUUACUAUGUGACCUAUCUAGUACCAUCUCUCCAGGAGUCUUAUGGGCUUUGCUGCUUUCCUUCAUCCUCAUGGCAACCUGCGGAAGAGAUCACUGCAAGGUGUGCCAAGCAUCACACAUCUAAGGAGGGACUAAGAAGGGAGAAACCGAGAAGCAAAAAAGCUGGUUUGUGACAUCUGUUUCUUUUGCCCAAUCCCCAAACUUGUCAAGGGAGACCAGUGUUUUUUGGGCCUGAGCCUCUUCCCACAAGGGGGCAUGGCUUCUGCAGAAAGAACAAAACCAGAAAGGACAGGCCAAGAGCAAACUCCCAGCUUUUGUUGCUCCAAUCCUGAGUAUUUCAUUAUCUUAAUUAAGCAAUAACAAUACAGCCUAUUUAGAAUGAUGAUACCUUCCCGAGCUCUUUACCAGGAUUUUUCCUUGACUUUUUUUUUUUUUUCCUACAGGGAAGAAAUCUAUAGGGUAAAUUGUAUAGCUGGUUUAGAAUUUAAAUACACACAUGAGAAAAUUACUACUAGAAAGUAAUAAAAAUUAAAAGAUUUUUCUUAAA
Molecule: messenger RNA, 3239 nt
Organism: Colius striatus (speckled mousebird)
Lineage: Eukaryota; Metazoa; Chordata; Aves; Coliiformes; Coliidae
Gene: VPS36
Product: vacuolar protein sorting 36 homolog
Exons: 14
Coding region: 69-1229 (386 amino acids)
Biological process (GO): protein transport to vacuole involved in ubiquitin-dependent protein catabolic process via the multivesicular body sorting pathway
Cellular component (GO): late endosome membrane; ESCRT II complex
Molecular function (GO): ubiquitin binding; phosphatidylinositol-3-phosphate binding
Source: RefSeq, a predicted model, not a curated record